Messenger RNA from Microplitis mediator, 2571 nucleotides. RefSeq lists its product as uncharacterized. Bases 34 to 1875 code for a protein of 613 amino acids. The transcript has 2 exons. The record is from RefSeq and is a predicted model, not a curated record. NCBI's taxonomy places the organism in Eukaryota, Metazoa, Arthropoda, Insecta, Hymenoptera, Braconidae.
AACACCCACUUCAGUCGUGAAAUAAAUUCAAACAUGAGCAUUGCUCACUUAAUAUAUUCGUUAUCAAUCGUGAUGACUUUAUUAUCAUCAUUAGCCCUCACAGACGCGUUUAAUGAUAUUUUAAUCAGUAAUUUAAGUGAAGAUAAACAAAUAACGCAGACGGUUAUGAAACAUUUGAAAGAAAUUCAUGAAACAUCACCUAUUUAUUUUAUCAUAGAUUCAAAGAUUAAUCCAGCUGUCACAAACAAACUUCUAAUUAACUAUAUCAUAAAAAGACCGAGUUUCUUAUUACUCGAUAACGAUUUGACCUCGAUAUUUAUAGAAAAUAGUUACGUAAAAAUCUAUCAUGCUGUAGCGAUUUACAGAAACAUUAACAAUGUUAAGCCCAGUGAGUUAAAAAAUUUAUUGAAUCAAUCAUGGAACUCGCGAGCAAAGUUUUUAAUAUGGAUAAUGGAGGCCGAAGGGCUAACGAUUGAAAAAGAUUUGGAAAAUGCUCUAGUAGAUUUUUGGUCUCUCGAUUGCCUUGAUGUGGUUUUUAUGAUAAAGAAAACCAAUUCGUCUGAUUACUGUGCAUUUACUUAUGAUCCUUUUGUGACUUCAAAUAACAAAGGAAAUGUUGUUGAGAUGAAACCCACAGAAUUUUUGUUUCCCAUUAAGCUCAAUAAUUUACAUCAGUAUCCAAUUUCGGUGUCAAUGUAUCAAGCUAAGCCGACGUCAGUUAAUUUAUCAAAUUUCACGUCUUUGAUCGGCGCUCGAGGUAUUGAUGUUGAAGCAAUAAGAUAUCUUUCAACGUGGAUCAAUUUUACGAUAGUACUUAAAAGUGCAGAUGUGUCAUUGUCUGGGUACUCGUUGAAGCUGCCAGACGGGACAGUUAUUGGUCCAAUUGGUGACAUUAUUCAAAGUCGAUCUGAAAUUUUGGGAAAUCCACAAAUAGUCAAUUCGGUGAUUGAUAGAGAUGUUGAAUUUCUAAGACCUUUUGGACGUUCAUCGAUGAUGAUUGCCGUUCCCAAAAGUGGUUACAUGCCAGGCAUUGCUAGAUUAUUUCGCACUGUUGACUAUUAUUUAACAGUAUCUAUUUUGGUGGCAUGGGUGUUUUUGAUGUUAUGUCUAUUCAUUAUUGGUAACCCUGAUCCAAUACUUGAAACCUUCAGGAUUAUAAUACAUCAGCACUGUCAUAAUAUAAGGGAUAGAGCGUCGGAACGUAUUUUUUUGAUAAGCUGGAUUAUAUGGGCUUUCAUUUUGGCAUCGGCGCAUCAAGUUUAUUUGAUGAAAGCACUUACUGAUCCUCCUUAUUAUCCGAAUAUUAACACCCUAGAUGAAUUCGUUGAGAGUGAUCUGACAGUUGUUCUUGAUCCCAUUGUCUACCAUUCAUUGAAUUAUUCAGAUUCAAUUUUAUACAGAAAAUUAAUUGAUAAAGCCGAAGAGGGAUUUAAUUUUGAUGCAUGCUUAAAGAGAUUAAUGAUCAGCGAACAAGUCGCUUGUGUUACAGAACAAUCAAUUAUUGACUACCAAGUGUUGACUUUGAAUAAGAAAGUUUUGUCGAAGAAAAGAAGAAACGCUAAAACUCAAGGGCAUAUUGUCAAAAGUCCUUUGUCUACUUUUUGGACAACUUUGGUUGUCAAAAAAGGAUUUCCUUACUUAGAUAAAUUCAAUCGAGGGUAUCAAAAUAUUAUUGAAUUUGGAUUGAUUACAAAAUGGCACAAUGACAUUACCCGAGGACUCUUCAGGCCACAGAACGAAUUUACGGGCCCUUUGAAUAUUGUCCACUUUGAAGGAAUCUUUAAUAUUCUUAUGAUUGGAAUCGGUAUUGCAUUAGUAGUUUUUGUCGGAGAAAUAGUUGUGAGUUAUAUUAAAUAUAAGACAAUGACAAAGUGAAACUAUCCAGAUUUUUAUCAUACAUUUUAAAAACGUAUACUAUUUUUUGGUAAUUUAUCUAUACAACAAUGAAUCAUUUUGUUGAUAGCCGAGUAUAAGCGGUAGUAUAGUAUUUAUCGGGCUGUCAUGGCCGUACCUCGUUCAAUAAUAUCACUAAAGUGAAAUGACGAAUCACAUUGGGCCAUCAGUUUACCGUAAAUCAUUCAAAAUUGGUGGUUAUUGUAUGGUCGAAUCCAUGUCACAUAUUGGAAUGACAGUAGCUAAACUGAACUUGCUUUUGACAGCUACGAAAAAAUUAUCUGAGGCGUCAUAAACACAUUUGUUAUUGUGGUUAUAAUAAUAGGUUGCAUUGAUAAUGGUGUUAUUGAUUGCACAAUUAUUAAUAGUAGUAAUACUAGUUGGAGUUAUUAAAGUGAUGAAAUAGAUAACUUAGUGAGUUAUUUAAACAGCUUUGAAUUUAAGCGGCAUAUUGAUUUAGUUUUUAAUAAAUAGGUUAUAACUUAUAACCAAUAAUUUCCCGUGCGGUUUUCACAAUGCUGUUUAAAUACCGUAGUGAUAAAAUAUAAAUACAGUAGAUAGCAAGUACACGGAAAGAAUUUUCGUAUGAAUAUUGCCAUGUUCAAUUUUUCAAUUUUUACUCGUAGGUUAUGAUAAAAAGUUGAUGACUCAACUUAUAAAAUUUACAUUGAAUUACAA